This is a messenger RNA of Cotesia congregata, 2034 nucleotides long. NCBI's taxonomy places the organism in Eukaryota, Metazoa, Arthropoda, Insecta, Hymenoptera, Braconidae. The record is from the annotation of a GenBank genome assembly.
AUGUCACGGCCCAAGUAUAAAACAUCAACAUCUAGUAUUUGUGCUGACUGUGGAGCUCUAGAACCGGGAUGGGCAUCAAUAAAUCGAGCUAUUUUAUUAUGUGACGAGUGCUGCAGUAUACAUAGAAGUCUUGGUAGACAUGUGUCACAUGUUAAGUCUCUCCACAAAGGAUUUUGGAGCAGUUAUUUACUUACUAUGGUACACACUUUAAAUGACAAUGGAGCUAAUAAUAUAUGGGAAUAUUCACUCCAUGAUUCAAAUAAUUCAAAAGUAAAUCGUAAAAAGCCACAGCCAAAAGAUCCACUCUAUCCAGUAAAAGCAGAUUUUAUUCGUGCAAAACAUCAACAAUUGACAUUUGUAUUACGGCCGAGCAAAGACGAAUCUUGCAGCGAAGAAGAACUGAGUAAACAAUUACACAGUAGUGUAAGAACCAGUAAUUUGGAAACAUCUCUUCGGCUUUUAGUCCAAGGAGGUAAUCCAAACUAUUUUUACAAAGAAAAAGGUACAACUCCACUUCAUGUUGCCGCCAGAGCUGGUCAGGCACUUCAAUUGGAAUUGUUAAUCGCUAAUGGAGGAAAUCCUAAUAUUGUUGAUUCUACUGGCCACACACCAGCUGAAAUUGCUCGAAUAACAGGACACUUGGAUUUAUCCGACAGAUUAAUUGAGUGUAUGUAUCAAGUUACUGACAGAUUGACUUAUUUUAUAUGUUCACGUAAGCCAGAUCAUCGAACAACUGAGCAUUUAAUUAUUCCGGAAUGGUCUGAAACACUGGAAAGAAAUGAACUGACCAAUGAAGCGCGUAAUCGCCUUCAAAUGCUGCCAAAUAAUUUACUGGAAGAAUUAACAAUGGAUGUUUACGAUGAAGUUGACAGAAGAGAAGUUGAAGCUGUAUGGCUAUCAAGCACAACUCUUCAUGAAAGGAGUACUGCUGUACCUUUUCUACCAGUAAAUCCAUAUCUGUCAUCAACACGAAAUCAAGGACGACAAAAAUUAGCCAGAUUUAUGCCGCAAGAGUUUGCUACACUGAUUGUUGACAUUCUUACUGAAACUGCACGUCGUCAUAUGCAAGCUAAUUGCACACCUCUUCAAGAUCCAACUGUUUCGGCGCUUAAAAAAGAACGUGCUAUUAAAAAUUGCGGAUCACAAACAUCUGACGACGAGCCGUUGUACGACAGCGUGGCAUCUGAUGAUGAGCUUGGAGGGAAUGACACCAACCAAGAGCUUCCUAACAACAAUAAUGAGAAGGCAGUUGGAACAACAGGCAAAAGCCAUCCUGCUGUAAUUCAAGUUCUAAAAAAGCAGUUAAAUGUAUCCGAGUCAACAAUUAAAAAUCUCCACGAUGAAAUUCAAAAUUUCCAACAAACAAUUCAGCAGCUUACCUUGGAAAAUCGGCAGCUAAAAAAUAUUAUUGAUAUAUAUGUCAAGCCAAAACUUCCACAAUCGUAUGAGACUGUGAAUGGGCACACUGAUGUUGAACAAGAAUCGGUAUUAGAUUCUAUUGAUACCAAAUCACAGCUACGUGGAAAUCAAAGACCUGUAUCUAUGUAUGAAACACGACAAGGAUUGAAAAAAAUUGGCUUGUUGAAUGUCUCAAAAAGAGAAGAUGAGCUUCCAGAGGUUGAAACUCGGUCGAAUAUUGAUCAAAAAAUUUGGGAAUGUCAAAAAAUAAAUUUACCAGCGAGGGAUCAAGUGACUAUUUGUACAGACCAAGUAACUAAAGGUAUCCAAGAACUUUGGAUGGCAAUGCAAGAUCCUACUCACAAAGAAGAUUUUGUGCCAUGCGCUGAAAAAAUUCGUCUUGCUGUUACAGAAUUGACGACUAUAUUUUCACAGAGUUCAUUGGAUGAAAAUAUUAGGACAGCGCUGAGACAGUUGAACGGAAAUACAGGAAGAUUACAAACAGAGUGUGUAAGUCUUGAGCGUUGCACAGGUGACUCCGAGCACACGAAACGUUGUCUUCAACAGGUACGCUGCUGUGCCUACGAUAUUGCCAAAGCGACAAAACUCCUGGUGACUCAUUUUCAAUCAUUAUAG